AAUGCUACUGCGCUUGCGCAUUUACUCAGGCCAAAAAAUCCGCAUGCCGUGUACGUAUUUUUAUUUUUAUGUAUUACAGUACACUAGGUACACUCGUAUGUAGAAUUUUCGCAGCGGACCCGGACAUGGCAAAAACGACUAGGCAGAGUUAGACUAUUGGGGUGCGGUUACAUCCGGAGUGCAGUAAAGUCCAGUCCAGUAGACAGCGAAUCCAGACACCCUGCAGACUCUCUUUGUUUUCGAUUACAAUUAGGUGUGCAAUUAAAAAUAAAAGUAAUACCUGUAACCAGUCUUUCUCGCUUUAGGAAAAAGUGACAUCCGGGGAACAGCAGGGGCGGGGAGAGACCGGCCGCGCACAGCUACUCUCUAGUACAUCUCUCGUCGUGCCUACGUAGCAAACACAUUUUGCGUCAAGACGUCACUACAAACGCGUCGCAAUCAGCAAAUAUUCGGUGGCAGAGAAGCGGCUAUCUGGCGUAGGCGUGUAGAUAGUGUCAAUAGAGGUCAGCACACGAGCGCUUUUCUAUUGCUCAUCGAUCAGCGUUUGCGGAUACCGGCUCAUGCAUGGAUUUCGUUUUACCUUCAUGGCUAGUCUACUCAUCUAUUGCUCUCUUGAUAAUCGUGAUCAGCCUAGCUAAGGUGCUAGUAGAAGCUGUUGUACUUUGGAUGGUGGCAAUGGGAGGAACGAAGAAGCAAAGAUCUAUGAAAAGAAAUCUUCGAAUUCAUUCGUAUGUGUGCCAAACACAUCUACUAGAUGCAGUGUCUACUACUGAGUUGUUCUUGCUUUGCAAAGAUAUGCUGUCAGUAAAAGAAAGCAGUAGCAUGUCCGUGGAGACAUUUCAUAAAUAUCUUCUGAAAUACAGUCACGUGGCUAUUUUUCGUGAUCGUCUGGAUGGCUCUCUUCGUGGCAUGUUUAUGAUUGAUUAUAAGACCAACCUUUCCAUAGAUGGUCGUUCCUACAACUGUAUCAAUCUGGGAAUGACAUGGUUUCGAAAUAACUAUCGAGGUGGUCCUCUUAUGUAUGCUGUUCUUGGCUUUCAUUUUUUAUAUGCUCUGUUCAGACAUCCUUUUACUCCUUUGAUUGCUGUUGGAAAAGUGUACAGUGCCAAGUUGUACACGGCUACUGCAAGAGCAAUGAAACAGGUUUAUCCUCGACAUGAUGUUGAAACUCCACAUUGGAUAAAGCGAGUUAUGGAUCAUCAUGGAAAAAUGCUAACAGAAGAUGACAAUGGUGAAUAUGACCCAGCGACUGGUGUGAUCAAACAAGAAAGAAGCAUGCUACAGGAUCAUGCAAGUGCCGAUGCUGGUGGGCACAUUAUGGAUAAUCCUCAUGCCAAAUAUUUUUGCAAAGUUAACCCAGACUGGAAAAAGGGUCACUGUUUAUUGAUUUUGGCUCCAGUCACAUGGGGAACUUUAUUCUCAUUGUUUGUAUCAUCUGUGAAAAGAUUCGUACAGCUUAAGGGAUCUUUGCCUUCACGCAGACAGUUACAUAAUCGUAACUCUUCAAAGCCAUUGCUGACUCGGUUUGCUUCAUCACAUGAUCUUCGCAUGAGAAGGCUGAAUGCAGUGGCACGGCAACACAGUUUACUAGAGAAUAUGAAUCAACUGAAUGAAGAAGAAGAAGAAAGUGAAGCAACAGAAAAAACAGAAACAACAGAAACAAGACAUGUUUACAAGGGUAAUGAGAAACAGUGGAAUGGCAAGUACGUAGAUCAAAGUCAGGAACAUAAUGAACUGAUGAAUAGAAAACAGAUACGAAAGCAAAAGUUGUUGAAAAGACAGUCAACUAUCAUAAAUUCUAAUGAUGAAGGACAGCUGAAUGCAACUGAAGUGUGGAAGUCUCACCCACGUGGAGCAAGAUAUCUUGUGUAUCGAUCUCCCAGCGAAAUGGCAUUUGAUACCAUGGAUGUUAGCUCUCUCAUUUAAUUAACUGACUAUAUAUAUAUAUAUAUUAUAUAUUUAUUUGGCUAGAUUGAAAAAGUGUGUUAUCACUAAUAUAAACUGGAAUGUACAUGCUAUCAAAAUUUGAUUAAUUAAUUGUGUGAUGAUGCAUGCAGUGAAGAGACUGGCUCGAGUCUUAUCUAGUGGUUUGCUCUUUUUUUAUGUUUGACAUCACUGGAUUUAAAUAUCUUCGUAGUUUUAUUGUCAGUUUAUUGAUUUUUGUGUUUGUUUAUUUGUUUGUCUGUUUGCCUGGUUAGUAGUAGUUAUAGUUAGUUAGUUUCUAAUUCCAACUUUGUUUGUGUGUUCAAAGAUGGAAUGCACUGAUAUCAUGACAGACAACUAACUCUAAAAUACUGCAUAAC
Messenger RNA from Corticium candelabrum, 2303 nucleotides. RefSeq lists its product as uncharacterized. NCBI's taxonomy places the organism in Eukaryota, Metazoa, Porifera, Homoscleromorpha, Homosclerophorida, Plakinidae. The record is from RefSeq and is a predicted model, not a curated record. The transcript has 16 exons. Bases 565 to 1926 code for a protein of 453 amino acids.